This is a messenger RNA of Chanos chanos (milkfish), 684 nucleotides long. It is a transcript of the gene mrps21, whose product is annotated as mitochondrial ribosomal protein S21. Bases 32 to 295 code for a protein of 87 amino acids. Gene Ontology annotation, molecular function: structural constituent of ribosome. Gene Ontology annotation, cellular component: ribosome. The transcript is spliced from 2 exons. Gene Ontology annotation, biological process: translation. The record is from RefSeq and is a predicted model, not a curated record. NCBI's taxonomy places the organism in Eukaryota, Metazoa, Chordata, Actinopteri, Gonorynchiformes, Chanidae.
AAGGAUUAGUGGGAAACACCACGACCGAAGCAUGGCGAACCACCUUCGCUUCGUCGCCCGAACUGUUAUGGUUCAGGAUGGGAAUAUUGAUGCAGCUUACAAGGCUUUAAACAGAGUGCUCUCUGUGGACGGAAUUAUCGAGACGGUCAAACGGAGGCGCUACUAUGAGAAGCCGUGUCGUCGCCGGCAACGUGAGAGCUAUGAGAACUGCAAGAGGAUUUACCACGCAGAAAUGGCUCGCAAAAUAGCGUUCAUAUCCAAGACACAGAGGCAAGACCCGUGGGUGGGAUGUUAGGAGGAGGGAGGAACAGACAACAGAGAGCCACGGGGAAGAGCCUGACAUGAACUGACACCUCAUUCUAAAAAGGUCAUUUCAACCAGCAGAAUCUAAGUAAACAAGAAGUAGAAAAAUGGAGGGACUGACACACAACCUCAACUGCAAAAUUGCUUUUUAUGUCAAAAACACAUUCCUUUGUGUUACUAUAAUAGCCCUUCCAAGAGGGCACAUGCAGUGUUUUUCUGACACCUCUGUUGUAUGUAUUGAUGAGAAAAACUGUAGCUGUAACUGAAUCGUCAUUGUUGGUCUGUUUCCUAUAAGUUCAGCAAAUUGUCUUGCAUAAACACACUCUCUCUCUACUAGUGACUGAGAUCUGAAUGUCAGAUUAAAAGGGGGAAAAAUGUGUA